Molecule: messenger RNA, 1335 nt
Organism: Aureobasidium melanogenum CBS 110374
Lineage: Eukaryota; Fungi; Ascomycota; Dothideomycetes; Dothideales; Saccotheciaceae
Product: uridine-cytidine kinase-like protein-like 1
Exons: 4
Coding region: 1-1335 (444 amino acids)
Cellular component (GO): cytoplasm
Molecular function (GO): ATP binding; ATP hydrolysis activity; kinase activity
Source: RefSeq, a predicted model, not a curated record
AUGGAGCGCUCCCACUACUCUCCGCCAUGGGCCAACACGAGCAUCAUUGGCGUUGCCGGCAGCUCGGGUUCCGGCAAGACGUCGCUUGCUCUGGCUAUCAUCAAGCAAAUGAGCCUGCCUUGGGUUGUCAUUCUGUCAAUGGACUCGUUCUAUCGUCCCCUCACUCCGGAUCAGAUUGCCGCUGCGCAUAGAAACGAGUAUGAUUUUGACUCGCCUGAUGCUAUCGACUUUGAUGUUUUGGUUGAAAGACUAAGAGACAUCAAAGAAGGCAAAAAGGCCGAGAUCCCUGUCUAUUCCUUCGAGAAGCAUUCUCGUCUGGACAAGACUACAACGAUCUACUCUCCUCACGUGCUCAUCCUGGAAGGCAUCUUCGCUCUCCAUGAUCAGCGCGUGCUUGAUCUUCUCGAUCUGAGAAUCUUCUGUGAGGCAGACGGAGACCUCUGUCUUUCACGAAGAAUCGUUCGAGAUAUCAAGGAACGUGGUCGUGACAUUGAAGGCUGUAUCAAACAGUGGUUCACUUUUGUCAAACCAAACUUCCACAAGUUUGUGGAACCUCAGCGGAACGUAGCUGACAUUAUCGUUCCUCGCGGCAUUGAAAACAAGGUCGCCAUUGACAUGGUGGCCGAUCGCAUCCACAAGACUUUGGAUAUCAAGUCAGAGGAGCAUCGCGCCGAGUUGAAACGCUUGGGCAAAGAGACCAAGGAUCUUCCUCUCUCACCAAACGUCGCCAUCCUGGACGGCCCUUCGCAAAUCACAGGCAUCAACACUCUCCUCAACCGCAAAGAGACAAGCCGUGAGGACUUUGUCUUUUACUUCGAUCGUCUCGCCGCUCUGCUUGUGGAGCGCGCAACUGAGAACGCCGACUUUGAUCCCGUCACUGUCACCACACCUCCGCCCCACGAUCAUGAGUACAAUGGCUUGCGCAUGACUGGCGAGGUCAGUGCUGUCGUCAUCCUCCGCGGCGGAAGCAUCCUCGAGACUGGUCUCCGACGUGUCAUCCCUGACUGUCGCACUGGUCGCAUGCUCAUCCAAACAUCGUACCGCACCGGCGAGCCCGAGCUGCACUACUUCAAGAUGGCCGGCGACAUCUCCACACACAACAAAGUCUUGCUGUUGGAUCCGCAAAUGUCUAGUGGUGGUGCUGCUCUGAUGGCUGUUCGUGUGUUACUGGAUCACGGUGUGGAGGAGAGCAGGAUUGUCUUCGUCACAUAUAUUGCUGGCAAGAGAGGAUUGAAUAGACUCAUGACUGUCUUUCCUGAUAUUCAUGUUGUCGCCUGCAGGGUUGUUGACGACUAUGAGGAAAGAUGGGUUGAGAAUAGGUAUAUGGGCUGCUAG